Paramecium pentaurelia is the source of this 2547-nucleotide messenger RNA. NCBI's taxonomy places the organism in Eukaryota, Ciliophora, Oligohymenophorea, Peniculida, Parameciidae. The record is from the annotation of a GenBank genome assembly.
AUGCCAGCAGAAUGUGUCAAAGUUAUUGUAAGAAUGCGUCCAUUCAAUCAAAGAGAAAAAGAGAAUGGAAGCAAGCCAUGUGUUGUAGUUUAUGAAGACACUAAUACUGUGGAAUUGCGAAAUGUAUUGUUUUUUAAACAUUGGUAUACUAGACAUAAGAUAAUGAUGUAAAAUCGUAUACAUAUGAUUACGUAUUUGGAGCAGAAACACCUCAAUUAUCUAUUUAUUAGAAAACUGCUUUCAAUUUGGUAGAGAGUGUAGCAGAUGGUUACAAUGGAACAAUAUUUGCUUAUGGUUAAACAGGUAUUAAUAUUCAAUUUAUUAUUAAGGUUGUGGUAAAACCUUCACUAUGAUUGGAGAUCCAUCAAGUGUAAUAAUAUAAUUUAUUAUUAGGAUACUAUGAAAGGAAUCAUACCUAGAACUUUUGAUCAAAUAAUUAACAUUAUUAAUAAUAACUCAGACACUAACAAAAAAUUUCUACUUCGUUGUUCAUAUAUAGAAAUUUACAAUGAAGAAAUACAUGAUUUAUUAAGCAAAGAUGUUAAAUAGAAAUAUGAUUUAAAAGAAGGAUAAUAAGGUGUCUUUAUUAAGGAUUUAAACAUAGCAGUUGUUAGGACUACUCAAGAAAUGGAUAGAUUUAUGUAAUUAGGUACAUAAAACAGAUCAGUUGGAGCAACAGCUAUGAAUAAGGAAUCAAGUCGUAGUCAUUGCAUAUUCACUGUAUAUAUAGAAUGUUCUGUUACAGAUCCAAAAGGAAAUGAGAGAAUUACUGCUGGUAAAUUAAACUUGGUAGAUUUGGCAGGAAGUGAAAGAUAAUCAAAAACUUAAGCAACAGGAGAUAGAUUAAAAGAGGCAACUAAAAUUAAUUUAUCACUUUCAGCUUUAGGUAAUGUUAUAUCAGCCCUUGUUGAUGGUAAAACAUAGCAUAUUCCUUACAGAGAUUCUAAAUUAACAAGAUUACUAUAAGAUUCUUUGGGAGGAAAUACUAAAACAAUUAUGAUUACAGCUAUUAGUCCAUCUGAUUUUAACUUUGAUGAAACUUUAUCUAGUUUAAGAUAUGCUUCAAGAGCUAAAAUGAUUAAAAAUUAACCUAAAGUGAAUGAAGAUCCAAAAGAUGCUUUAUUAAAAGAAUAAGCUGAAGAAAUCAAAAGACUUAAAGAAAUGUUAUCAAAAUAAGCAGCAGGUUAACCAAUAUCUUUUGAUAUCUAUUAACCUAUUGGAAAUUCAGAAAAUAAUUCAGAACUUGCAAGAUUAAAAGAAGAAAAUGAUAAAUUGAAAGAAAGAAAUAAACUACAUAAUCAAAUUUAAGGUGGAGGUGGUCCAUCAGAAGAAAAACUUAAAGAAUUACAUGAAUUUAAAGAGAAAAAUAAUUAAUUAUUGUAAGAAAAGGAAAGAAUUGAAUUAGAAGUAAAAGAGAAAGAAUAUUAAGCAGAAUAAGAACGUUAAGCAAGGAAAAGAUUGGAAGAUUUAUUGAAAGAAAAGGAAUAAAUGAUGGUAUAAGGAGGUAGAGGUACUGAAGAUGAAAAAAAGAAAUAUAAGAAAUUGAGAUAAGCUGUUGAUUAAUAAAAAAAAGAACAUGAAGCAUUAAUUAGUUAAUAAGAAUAAUAAUAAUAAGAACUUUUGUAAAUUGAAACUAAAUAUCAAAAUGUUUAAGAGGAAGUUGAAAAAUUGAGGAAACUUGUUAAAUAUUUAAGAAAGAAAUUGGAAGAGGCUUAAAAUGAAUAAAAAGAUCUUAAAUAAGAAGUUGAAUAUGAAAAGGAAGAUUUAUUGGAUACUAUUAGAAAUUAAGAGAAAGAAAUAAAAUUAUAUUCUGGCAUAAUUAAAAUGAUGUUUAAUCAAACUGAAUUGGAAUCUCUUUAAGCAGCAUGUGAAUGGGAUGAUGAUUCUUAAGAAUAUAAGAUUCCUGCAUUUAAUUUUAAAGCAAAGAAAGUCAAUUUUCCUAAUUUGCCAUAUAAAUAAGGUAAUUAUUAUUAUUAAAACCAGCCAUCGAUUUAAUUGAACAAGAAAAGGCUGAAAGAAUACUAGAAAUUAACUCUCGAUAAUAUGAUAAAAAUAAUUAUAAUGAUCCUGAAUAAAAUUAGAGAAUUGUUUCUCCUAUGCCACAAAGAAAAGGUAUAAUUUAAUUGAGAAUUUAGAAUCUCAACAAAAAUAAAAUGGAAUAAGUUAACCUUAGUUGGAUAGAGCAUAAUUGGUUGCAGAAAAGAUAAAAUUAAAUUAUUAGAUGUUAGAAGAAAAAGAAGGAAAAUAACGUUACUCGAAUGAAGUUUCCAAUCAACAGUUUAAUGAAAAAAAACCUAAUUAAAAAAUAAUCUUAAGUCCAAUUGAUAAUCGAGGAAAUACAGUACCUAAUUUUAAUAGUCAAUAUGGUUUUAAUAGCAAUAUAAACAGCAGCAAUUUAUCAUAAGCUACACCACCUACAAAUAAGAAAAGUACUUUCCAGCUUAAUUCUUAGAUGUUAAUUUAUAACCUUUAGAAUCAAAACCAUAGGUUCCAUUACCUGAUGAAUAGUAAAGAAGAAAAUAACAUUAGAGAGUUUAAUAAAUUUGA